Molecule: messenger RNA, 1324 nt
Organism: Grammomys surdaster
Lineage: Eukaryota; Metazoa; Chordata; Mammalia; Rodentia; Muridae
Product: killer cell lectin-like receptor subfamily E member 1
Exons: 8
Coding region: 327-1193 (288 amino acids)
Biological process (GO): stimulatory C-type lectin receptor signaling pathway; positive regulation of natural killer cell mediated cytotoxicity
Source: RefSeq, a predicted model, not a curated record
ACUUGGUGUGCCUUGGAAUGAAUGUGUGGCCUCACUUGAGUAAGCUGUGAAUGAAUGCACAGCCUCCUGAGUACUAAGCAGUAGAUGGACAGGUGAUCUUACUUGAGUUCUAAGCCAUGCUCUCACCCAUAUUGUGGGUGCUAAGGGGAAAUGUAAAACAACCGUGAAGACUUUGUUAUGGGGCUCUGAAGCGUGAUCAAGCAGCUUCCUCCCCUGCUCCCAGUUGUGUCUUACAUGCUCCUGACUCUGCUGGUUAGCACAUAUUAAUGUUUUAGCGUCUGUUCCUGGACUUUCCUCCUUGCUUCAGCACUUUUGUCUUUAUAAAGAUGAAUGAAGCACCUGUAACCCGUUCUACCCUAAAUGUGACUUCGCAGCAGAAGAGCAAAGCAAAGAACAAUAUUAGGAAUACAUUUCAUUCGAAUGAAUUUUCAUCCAUUGAGCAGAGGCAAAAAUACAAAAAACAUUUUAAGAAAGACAAAAACACAGCAGAAGACAUCACUGGUGAAGAAGAGGAUGUGUCCAGUCAGUGGUAUUUGGAGGAGAAUAUUAGCAGCAAGGUCAAAAGAAAGAAAAGUCAAAUAGAUGAGAAACACCAAGAGGAAGAGGACUGCUGUGUGACACUGAGCAUCCGGGUGAAGCUUGAGUCUAUUAUGGAUGUGACUCAGUUCCAAGCUGCUUGCCAGCAGAGAGAAGGGAAUUGCUCACCUCCGUGGAGGCUCCUCUCUACUGUGCUUGGUGCCAUAUGUCUUCUCCUGAUGUCUGUAGCCAUGGUGAUGACAAUUUUCACCACACACUUGUCUUCUGAAAGAUCAUCUUCUACUUUUCAGCAAGAAGGACUCCAUCAUCCCUGUCCAGAGAACUGGGUCUGGUUCAGGUGCAGUUGUUAUUACUUUUCCAAGGAAGAGCUAACUUGCAGAGAGAGUCAGCGUGCCUGCUUGUCUCUCAACUCCAGUCUCAUAAGGAUGAACAAAAAGGAGAUGAAUUUCUUCUCUUUGAAGACUUUCUUUUGGGUUGGAGUUUACUAUAAUGAAACUCGCAGACAGUGGCUGUGGGAAGACCAUUCGGUUCCACCCUCUGGGAUGUUUUCUUAUCUUGAAGCUAAUAUGAAAAACGUCUGUGCAUCUUAUAGAUCAAAAGAAGCUUAUUUGGCAGAAACCUGUACAGCUAAACUGACAUAUAUUUGCAAGAAGUAGCAUAUUUAAUCCUAUGAGUUCAUAAAAGAUAUGAAAAUGAAACUUUUCUUAUUUUUUCCUGGGGUGCUUAUUUUAUGAAGAAAAUAUGGCAAAUGUUUGCCUUUCUUUAAAUAAAACUGCAUUCAAAUAUA